Messenger RNA from Phlebotomus papatasi, 1968 nucleotides. It is a transcript of the gene Meics, whose product is annotated as zinc finger protein 208. The record is from RefSeq and is a predicted model, not a curated record. The transcript is spliced from 5 exons. Gene Ontology annotation, molecular function: RNA polymerase II cis-regulatory region sequence-specific DNA binding; DNA-binding transcription factor activity. The coding region runs from base 128 to 1765 and encodes 545 amino acids. Lineage: Eukaryota; Metazoa; Arthropoda; Insecta; Diptera; Psychodidae. Gene Ontology annotation, biological process: regulation of transcription by RNA polymerase II.
UAGGCCACUUGCGAACUCAAAGAACCGGCAUAACCUCAAAUUUAGACAUUCGAGAAAUGUCAAAAAACAGUUUAACAAUAAAAGUUCAUGGCCAAAGUGAAAUAUAAACAAAUCUGUAGAUAUCAGGAUGAAAACGCAUUUCGAUUUGUUCAGUCUUAAGCAAAGAAUUUUCCUAGUUAAACACUUUUACCAAGAACUAGGAAACUAUAUUUCUGUAAAGAACAACUAUGAAGAUUUCUAUGGGAGACGCAAUGGUGUUCCAAAUCUCUCAACUGACAUCCUGACAGAAGUGAUACAGUUAUUUGAAGAAACCGGGAGUGUUUUUAAAAUUUCAGGAUACCCCAAAGAUCCAACUUCUGACCAACAGAUUGAAGUCGUAUCUGUAAAAGCUGAAGAAGUCCUUACAUAUGACAUAAUAGAAGAUAUCGAUAAAAGAACAGAUUUUAAAAUUCAGGACAAUACUCAAAAUUCUGAUGAGUAUGUACAACCUACUACUAACAAAACCCAAUCAGGUUUACGCCAGAAAAGGAAGAUUAAGAACGAAAUAUCGUCCCAAGGCGAAGACAGUAACUCAGGAUGUUCUAAUAAUUACCAAGAUAACAAAACAACAAAAAGGCUCUUUAGUAUACCUAAUAGUUCCCCAGAAGGUUCAUUAACGGAUUACGAUGAGGAAUCCAAAUACGAGGAUAAACCCAUGAAGAUCUUUAAUCAGAAUUUUGGUGUAACUAAUAUUUUGGGGACCUGCACCUUCUGCAAUCAGAAGUAUCUGAAAUCUGAAUUGGAGAAGCAUAUAUCAACUCAUGGAAAGAAGAAGAGGCACAGAGAGAAAAAUCUCAUUUGUGAAUUUUGUGGUAAAUUCUUUGCCAAUUACUCAAGGAUGGAACAGCAUAAAAUUAUCCAUAGCAGUGAUAGAUGCUACAAAUGUGAUGUUGAAGGCUGUUCCAAAACCUUCAAAUGGAGAAAUUCCUUUGAAAAGCACAAAAUGCGUCACACAGAUAAUAUUGUUAAAGAAUUCAAGUGUGAUUUGUGCGAAAAAGCAUUUAUGUAUAGCUACAUUCUAAGGAAACAUAUAAUUGAUAUCCAUGAACCACCUCAAGCAAUUAAGUGUAAAUGCUGCAAUAAGACUUUUACCAGAAAAGAAACAUUUAUGAAUCACAUGAAGACUCACGAAAGUGCAGCAAGUGUAACGGAAGCAGACAAAGGCAGUAAAGGAGUGAAAAUUUGCGAAACAUGUGGAAAAAGAUGUUUAUUAAUUCAUUUUGAAAAGCACAUGAUGUCUCAUCGCAAUGAACGUCCCCUAAAAUGUGACAUUUGUGGAAAAGGAUUCAUAUGGAAAUGCGGUCUAAGGCGACAUCUGUUGGCUCACAAAGGACUAGAGCCUAAAUCAAAUUUACCAGUAUGUGAAAUUUGUGGCAAGAAGAUGUCCAAAUACCAAUCCCUGCAGAAACACAUGAAAAUACACGAAAGACCCGAAAUGCCAUUCAAAUGUCCAGUAACAGGUUGUGAAAAAUCCUACUCCAAUGAAAGAUUCCUAAAGCGUCAUGUGGAUAGGCAUGCAUCCAAGAGGCAUAAAUGCGAAUAUUGCGAAGUAGAUUAUAAGGAUUCCCAGCAAUUAAAAAUUCACGUGAAAAAGAUACACCUGAAAGAAGAAGCUCCUUUUAGAUGUAAUCAAUGCGACAAGGAAUCAUGGACUUUACGGGUAUACAGACAGCAUAUGAAAGCUCGACAUAAUGUUAAAAUUCCAUUUGUAAGGAAGAAAGAGUAAAUGUUUAAUAGGAAUGUUGGAAAGGAUCUGAUAUUGUUCAAUAGACAUAGAUGACAGGGAUAAGGAACUAAAUUGAUGAUGAUAUUUCUUUUACAUUAAUUAAAAAAAGUUAUACAGGAAUUGAACAAGCGCAGACACAGAAGCAGACGGAGCACACCUAUGUAGGCCAAGGUGACUAAAAUAAAUUAGAAUUUACUCGGGAA